AUGUCAAAGUAUAAGAGGAUUCAUCAAGAAUAUCUAGAUCUACAAGCUGGUCUUGAAGGUGCAAAACAAUGGUAUACCGAGAUGAAGGAUACCGUUAAUAGCCUCGAUAAGAAUGUCGAGACAUUUGUCAAUAAUCGUAGGUCAGAAGGCGCUCAACUUCUAAACCAGAUCGAGCAGGAUCGAGCGAGCAAUGCAAAUGGCCAUGCGGAUAGGGAGCGCGAGCGUCUCAGAGGAUUGAUGGAACGCAUGUCUAUGGACCCAUCGACCUCGCCAACAUCCGGCAAACCCCCUCGUAGGGGGUCCAAUGCAUACAGCAACACAUCUCCAUCAGCAAGGUACCCAAGUACAAAUUUUGCUGGACAGUACCAGGUACCCACCUCGCCACCCCCACAAACUACUACUGCACCUCCGACACGCGGCUCUAUACCUGCCCCUGCUAACGGGGGAUAUUAUCCUCAACAACAACCCCAAAGGGCCGAUCCUUAUGGUUCAGUCCCUGGGAGAUCUUCACCAUAUGGUCAAUACAACCCAAGCACGCAUUCCCGCAACGCCUCCCAGCCCAUGUCACCUCCACCAAAUCAGAGCCAAUUUCCGCGCUCACCUCCGCCGCAGCAAACUCAAUUCCAACAAAAUCAACACCACUACGCGACAAUGGCACCGCAACAACAGGGGCAAUAUGUCCCAGCUGGAUAUGUACCCCCGCCCCCACCACCAGGGCCACCACCCCUUGGCCCUCAACAAACCUUUCACCAAGCCGGCAGUUCCAUAACAGGGCAGAAUGACUAUGGAUAUGGAAAUAAUGCUGCUUCUCAUCAACGGGCUGCGUCGCAGCAAAGUUCGAAUGAUCCUUGGGCCGGCCUUAACGCAUGGAAGUAA
This is a messenger RNA of Sclerotinia sclerotiorum 1980 UF-70, 876 nucleotides long. RefSeq lists its product as hypothetical. The transcript has a single exon. NCBI's taxonomy places the organism in Eukaryota, Fungi, Ascomycota, Leotiomycetes, Helotiales, Sclerotiniaceae. Gene Ontology annotation, molecular function: protein binding. The coding region runs from base 1 to 876 and encodes 291 amino acids. The record is from RefSeq and is a predicted model, not a curated record.